Molecule: messenger RNA, 1551 nt
Organism: Clarias gariepinus (North African catfish)
Lineage: Eukaryota; Metazoa; Chordata; Actinopteri; Siluriformes; Clariidae
Product: P2Y purinoceptor 2-like
Exons: 2
Coding region: 91-1071 (326 amino acids)
Biological process (GO): G protein-coupled receptor signaling pathway
Cellular component (GO): plasma membrane
Molecular function (GO): A1 adenosine receptor binding; G protein-coupled UTP receptor activity
Source: RefSeq, a predicted model, not a curated record
AAAUAGGUUAAAGAAUCAUGUUUCUGUUUUUUUGCAAAGUGUGAAGGUUUUUGGGUGCCUAUAUGCACAUGACUUACUUUAUGAAGCGAGAUGGCUGCCCUAAAUAAUUGCAGUUUCAUCAACAGUAGUUCUCAAUAUGACUGCAAGUUUAAUGAGGACUUCAAGUACGUUUUACUUCCUGUCAGUUAUGGAAUUGUGUUUCUUAUUGGCUUGGUUCUCAACGUCAUUGCGUUGUAUUCCAUGCUGUUCCGGAUCAAACACUGGAGCCCCAACACCAUCUACAUGAUCAACCUGACUGUAUGUGACACACUCUACAUCCUAACACUACCCUUUUUGAUCUACUACUACGCUGACAAGGAUGACUGGCAUUUCACUGAAGCCUUUUGUAAACUUAUACGCUUUCUUUUCUAUACCAAUCUCUACGGUAGUAUCCUUUUCCUCAGCUGCAUCAGCAUCCAUCGCUUCCUUGGCAUUUGCCAUCCAGUGCGAUCAAUGCAGUGGGUUAACGCUCACCGUGCCCGUUUUGUCUCAGUCAUCAUUUGGGUAAUCGUUCUCAUCUUCCAGGCACCGGUGCUCUACUUCUCCCGAACGACCGAUAAAGUCUGUUAUGACACUACAUCCCAGGAGCUCUUUAAUUACUUUGUAGUCUAUAGCUCAUUCAUUUCAUUAAUUCUUUUUGUAAUACCCUUUGCAUUCGUGUUAGUCUGCAAUGGCCUCAUGGUGCGAAAACUUAUACAGCCCUCUACCAUAGGAGGUGCCACGUCCAACCGCUCCAAGCAAAAGUCAGUGAAGAUGAUCGUCAUCGUCCUGCUGGUCUUCAUACUCUGCUUUCUGCCCUUCCAUCUCACCCGGAGUCUGUAUUACAUUUUUCGAUAUGUAAAAGUAAACUGUACACUGUUGGAAGGUUGUAACAUAGCUUACAAAGUCACAAGGCCACUAGCCAGUGCGAACAGCUGUUUGGACCCCAUCCUGUACUUCCUGGUAGGCCAGGGUUUCAGACGCAAACAAUCCAAGAACCUCAAGCAAUCUCAGAGAUCUGAGGAGAGCAAGUGUCUUUCAACACCUUUAUGAACAAAUAGCUUGAAAUAUGGAGCUGAACAAGCAAGUAGAAUGACUAAAGAAUGUUAUAAAAGGCAUAGAAGUGUUUUCAGGACUGCUGAACUAAAUGAAUGCCUCUGAACUCCAAGAUGUCAUUAAUAUUGCAAAGGAUUAGUAAAUCUUACACAGACACACAUAGGUAUUCCAUUUAGUCUAUCUAUAGCUCUUUAAAAAUACAAUGAAACAAGUUAAUAAUCUAAUCGAAAGUUUCAAUAUUUUUAUCCAGAAUUCAGAUCAACAGAGGCACCACAAAGUACUAAUACAGUGGAACCUUGGAUUAUGAGCAUAAUUCGUCCUGGAAGUGGGCUCGCAUUCUAAAACACUCGUAAACCAAAUGUAAUUUUCCCAUAAGAAAUAAUGGAAACUCAAAUUAUUCCCCCACAUCCCUAAAAAAUAAAUACAUAAAAAUAAUUAACACAAAAUAUAAAUGAGAAAUAAAACAAAUUAACCUGC